GCAAAAGGAUAGAACCGUCUCGACCAGGGCACUAGGACUGGAAGAUCGGGCUGUGUCUAGGCCGCUGUCCGCGAAAUCCGAGACGUUUUUUCAGCUUGGCUAGGACCGACUUCGCCGCCGGUUCUCUGCAACAAGAGCCCGGAACAGGCGAAGCGCAGCCCAGCGUUCGGGCCGUAGGGAAAGAGAGUAUUUAUUUGCGGCGUGAGGGGACCCAGCUGGAAUACGCCUGAGGAGCUCGCCCUAAACCCCGCGCUCCGCCGCCCGCCCCUUGCUCUCAAGGCGCCUGUGUCUCCUUUUCCACCAGGUAGAGCUGGAAGGAGGAAGCGGUCUUUGAAUUUUCAGUUACAAGACCCUGGUUAGUAACAGGGCUUUCUGUUUGUUUGUUUGUUUGUUUCCUUUUGCCUUACCCAGAUUUCCUUAGAAAACGUUCAGUAGGAACAUUAAAACCUGUGUGGCGAAAUCCAGGAGGAACCAGAAUAUUCUAAAGCACCUGGGGCUGACGCGAAAUUAUCAGAAUCGUUUUCUGGCGUUUUGGACAGGUUAACAUUUUGUCAGAGCCCCAAAAUUCCAGAUCUGCAACCAAAGUGACUCUGGACUUGCAGCGUCUAUGAGACCAGCAGAUCUGGAAGAAAAACGUAUGGAUUUGGGAUUUGCAGGAGUUUGUAAAGGCGCAGAUCAGACCUCGACUUUCAACUGUCCUACCUCCCUCUUGGAGUAACCCAUGGGGAAACCGGAAAGCCAGGGGUUAAAGUUGGCCCAGGAGCAUCCAGGGGACGACUGGCGCUGCGCCUUGGCCCGGGCCUCAGUCUCUCCCUUCCUCUCAUUGGUUCGCGCUCUCGGGGUUUCUCUUGUUCCCUCCUCGCUAUUGGUUGGGGGCUGGCUUUUUUCCCCCUCAGUCUUUUUCUUCCUCCCCCUCCCUCUCCCUCACCCCUCGGACAGGAGCGCACCGCCUGCCCCUGUUCCUCGGGAAGGGAGGAAUUUAGCGGAAAAAAAAGUUUCCCAGAAGUUUGGAUCACAGGGAGGACGGGAAGGCAGAGAAGAAGAGAGAGAGAGAGGGAGGAGAGAAAAAGAGAGGGAGGGGAGAGAGAGAGAGGAGAGAGAGAGAAUAAUAAUAAUAACAAAAACAAGAUGAAGUUCAGUGGACACAGCCUGUGAGCGCCUGCCCCGGUGGGUGGGAAGCAGGACUCGGGCGCUCAUGCAGCGAGCGGGCGGCGCUCGGGGCGCUAGUUCCUAGCAGCUGGGCCAGCGUAGGGGCGCAGGUCGGAUCUGGCAGAGGAGGGCGGAGGAGGACGCAGGGGGAGGGUGGAGAGACCCGCGAGUCGCCGUCUCAGCCUCGUCCGCCGCGCCUCCGCCUCUCCCGGGCCGGGCCCGGUGGGCGCUCCGAGCUUGAGGGCGCCGGCUGCUCCCUCGGUAGCGGGGGCAAGCGGAGGCAGGGGUGUGGGCGGCUAAAAUGAGUGAAAGGAGAAGAUCUGCAGUCGCCCUGAGCUCGCGAGCACAUGCCUUCUCCGUUGAAGCCUUGAUCGGCUCAAAUAAAAAACGGAAACUGCGAGACUGGGAGGAGAAGGGGCUGGACCUGUCCAUGGAGGCGCUGAGCCCCGCGGGCCCACUCGGAGACACGGAGGACGCGGCGGCACACGGCCUGGAGCCUCACCCGGAUUCUGAGCAGAGCACCGGUUCAGAUUCUGAGGUCCUCACUGAGCGGACUUCCUGCUCCUUCAGUACUCACACUGACCUGGCCUCUGGUGCUGCAGGCCCUGUGCCUGCUGCCAUGUCUUCCAUGGAGGAGAUUCAGGUGGAGCUGCAAUGUGCUGACCUCUGGAAGCGGUUCCAUGAUAUUGGAACUGAAAUGAUCAUCACCAAAGCAGGCAGGAGGAUGUUUCCUGCCAUGAGAGUGAAAAUCACUGGCCUAGAUCCACAUCAGCAGUACUACAUAGCAAUGGACAUUGUGCCUGUGGACAAUAAAAGAUACAGAUAUGUGUAUCAUAGCUCCAAGUGGAUGGUGGCUGGCAAUGCUGAUUCCCCUGUGCCCCCAAGAGUUUAUAUACACCCUGAUUCUCUAGCUUCUGGAGACACCUGGAUGAGACAGGUGGUCAGUUUUGACAAACUCAAGCUUACCAACAAUGAAUUGGAUGAUCAAGGACAUAUCAUUCUGCACUCUAUGCACAAAUACCAGCCUCGAGUUCAUGUGAUUCGCAAAGACUUCAGCAGUGACCUUUCACCCACUAAGCCUGUUCCUGUUGGGGAUGGGGUGAAAACGUUCAACUUUCCUGAGACUGUGUUCACCACAGUUACUGCCUAUCAGAACCAGCAGAUUACCAGAUUAAAAAUUGACCGAAACCCUUUUGCUAAAGGAUUCAGAGAUUCUGGGAGAAACAGAACUGGACUUGAAGCCAUCAUGGAGACGUAUGCAUUCUGGAGACCUCCUGUGCGCACACUCACCUUCGAAGACUUCACCACCAUGCAGAAGCAGCAAGCCUCAAAGAAGACUUCUCAAGGAUACACAGUGAAUCAGCACUCCUCAGAGACAGAUGCCAUUGAAUUAUACGAGAGAAGAGUCUGGCUCAUGGAACGAAGAGGCAGCACAGGCACUUCCCCAACCACCUCCAGCACUGGGACACCAUCCCCUUCGGCUUCUUCUCAUCUUUUAUCUCCAUCCUGUUCUCCUCCAACUUUUCAUCUGGCCCCCAACACUUUCAAUGUGGGUUGCCGAGAAAGCCAGCUGUGUAAUCUAAACCUCUCUGAUUAUCCACCAUGUGCCCGAAGCAACAUGGCUGCCUUGCAGAGCUACCCAGGGCUGAGUGACAGUGGCUACAACAGGCUUCAGAGUGGCACCACUUCAGCCACUCAGCCCUCUGAAACCUUCAUGCCCCAGAGGACUCCAUCCCUGAUCUCAGGAAUACCAACUCCUCCCUCAUUGCCUGGCAACAGCAAGAUGGAAGCCUAUGGUGGCCAGCUGGGGUCCUUUCCCACUUCCCAGUUUCAGUAUGUCAUGCAGGCAGGCAAUGCUGCCUCCAGCUCCUCAUCACCACACAUGUUCGGGGGCAGCCACAUGCAGCAGAGCUCCUACAAUGCCUUCUCCCUUCACAACCCUUACAACCUGUAUGGAUACAAUUUCCCCACUUCCCCUAGGCUAGCUGCAAGCCCGGAAAAACUGAGCGCCUCUCAAAGCACUUUACUCUGUUCUUCUCCUUCCAACGGGGCCUUUGGAGAGAGGCAGUACCUGCCGUCAGGGAUGGAGCACAGCAUGCACAUGAUUAGCCCUUCACCCAAUAACCAACAGGCAACCAACACUUGUGAUGGCCGGCAGUAUGGGGCAGUUCCAGGCUCCUCCUCCCAGAUGUCGGUGCACAUGGUUUAAAGGCCAGUCCAAACACCACGGAGCAUUUGGCAAUCAAGGCCCUAGAGUCUCCAUGGUCAGAUCCUCCUCUUUGGGAGUCCAGUGUCUUUGAAAAACAGGAACCGUGUUUUUUUUUUUUUUUUUUUUCUGGAGGAAGACAUAUACCCAAGAACAAGAGAUACCUUUAAGCCAGUGAAGGAUACUUGCGGUAGAAUCAUCCACAACUCAGUGGCCAUUCUUCUGCCUUCCCAGACCUUAGUUUUAUAAAGCAUUGUCUGUUCCAGAGUGGCCUUUGAAGAGACUGAAUAAUCACUUCGUCAUAAUGUUAAGGGAGAUGCUAGUGUGUGGCAGCCAUGAAAAGUUACACAUACACACCCACAUACAGACAGACCUACCUAUACAUACAUGCACACACACAUACAUAUUCAUACACAUGCAAUCAUACAUGCACACUGACUCUGAACUGGGUGAACUCUGUGGAGGGAGGCCCAGAAUGGGUGCUUUCACCAAGAAUUUGUCUAUGUACAACUCUAGAUGGAGUGGGCCAGCAGUAGCUGCCAGUCUUUCUCCCCUGCAGCUUCCUCUGCUUCUGGAAUGAACCAUGUAUCCUGGAGACCCUCCCCAUGGAUGAGAGUGGAAAGACAUCAGUACAACUGGACUUGGCUUCCGGAAAAAGAUUGCUUUUGAACUUUGGCUCUCCUCACUUGUAUGCUAUCAUUGAUAUUCCCAGUGGUGCCCGUGGAAAGAGGGAGAAAGAAAAGCUGAACAAGAGAAAGACAAACAGAAAGAAUAGAGAACAGGAGCGAGGUGGAGAGCAAGACUGACAGAGAAAGUGUGAGCAAUGAUGAGAAUUUUAAUUCACCAAGGAGACGUGUUUUUGGUUUGUCCCCCCAAACCCCGCCCACCCCACUACAGGUUAUGGAAAGAAUCAUGGCAUUACUGAGGAGUAAACCUCUCUGGCACACUGAGCACGGUCAGGGCAUUGGUCAGAGGGACAGAGCAAGGAAUGCAUCCUGAGCCCACAGCUUUGACCACUGUGAUCCGGAAGAGAGGUGCACUAUGUGGGAAGUGCUGAUUCCACAGCAUGCAGCCUGGUAGGGGAAGGAAAAUAAAAGGGUGUGAAGAAGGAAUAGUUUUAUAAUCUCGGAAGCUGAUACCAAGAGCAGAGACAACAAAUAGAGGCCUGGCCUCCAGGUGCCGGAUCCAGACACCUGACCUAGAAUGCCUGCCCGCUAUCCCUGUGGCAGGAAAUAUCCCCUCAUGUCCCAGGGAAUUGCAGAUGGGUCUUCUAUACCCUUCUACCUGCCCUUAGAUCUCCAUUUUUAUCAAAUAGUACAUUGCAUUUUGAAGUUUUGGGUUUUGUCCUUCAUCUUUCCCUUUCCCUUCAAAUCUUUUAAUGGUAAGAAAGCAAGUAAAGCUUGGUGCAAGCUAAAAUUUUUAAAUCGUGUGGAAAUGCAAAUAAUACCAAGUAAAAUAAUACAGAUAUUAUUAAAGUUUCUGGUUUUGAGGUGUUGUAGAUAAAUGUAUUUAUGUGCCUAGUGGGGAAUCCAAUAUUAUGAAUAUGAAAAAGGGGGCAAUAAAAGGGUAUGUAAAAUAUGUAUGAAGAAAAGGUGUAUAAAAAUUUGCCCUUAUGCACGGAACUCUGUUUCUAAGUGCCAAGCACAGAAAGCCGCUAAAUAAAAUCUUUGCAAUUGU
This is a messenger RNA of Gorilla gorilla gorilla (western lowland gorilla), 5032 nucleotides long. It is a transcript of the gene TBX15, whose product is annotated as T-box transcription factor 15. Gene Ontology annotation, molecular function: DNA-binding transcription factor activity, RNA polymerase II-specific; RNA polymerase II cis-regulatory region sequence-specific DNA binding. Gene Ontology annotation, cellular component: nucleus; chromatin. The coding region runs from base 1451 to 3358 and encodes 635 amino acids. Gene Ontology annotation, biological process: positive regulation of DNA-templated transcription; regulation of transcription by RNA polymerase II; cell fate specification. Lineage: Eukaryota; Metazoa; Chordata; Mammalia; Primates; Hominidae. The record is from RefSeq and is a predicted model, not a curated record. The transcript has 10 exons.